This is a messenger RNA of Neurospora tetraspora, 990 nucleotides long. RefSeq lists its product as uncharacterized. The record is from RefSeq and is a predicted model, not a curated record. The coding region runs from base 1 to 990 and encodes 329 amino acids. Lineage: Eukaryota; Fungi; Ascomycota; Sordariomycetes; Sordariales; Sordariaceae. The transcript has a single exon.
AUGUUUUCUUGGAAAUCUGCCGCCAUCCUCUGCCCCGGCAAUGCCGCCCUCGCGACCCAUGGCUCGCUCACGCUAGUCCGGGCAGCAACAACCUCAUCAAGUCGGCUAUGUGGUCCUCUAGCCGUCGAUCCCGUCUUCUUUGACCUUCGUCCGAUCGCUCCGACUGCCCGGGGAGCUUUCCAAACCCGCCGUUUCGCUUCGGUUCAUCACGGCGCAGCAGACGCUGAGCUGCCGAAAGAUCACCCCGCAUUGCAUUGGCCCGCGUCCAAAAACCCUACACCCUACGAUAUAUUUGGGCAAAGCAAGAACGAUCCGUAUAACAAGAGGCGAUUCCAUGAGCUGGUGAAGCUUUACCACCCGGACCGGCACCCCCACCCGGGGCUUCGCGACAUCCCUCAUCCAACCAAGCUUGAGCGCUACCGUCUCGUCGUCGCCGCCAACGAUAUUCUAAGCAAUACGCAAAAGCGCCGCAUGUACGAUCUCUACGAUCUUGGUUGGAGCAACCAUCCGGAUCUGCGCUACGACGACGUCCCCUCGAAUCACAAUGCCUGGCACCGCCGCCCCGGUAAUGCGAGCAUGAACGCUACAUGGGAGGAUUGGGAACAAUGGCGUAAUGAGCAAGAGUCGGGAGGUACUGGUCAGCAGCAAAAGCCCAUCUUCGUAUCCAACGGCGCAUUCGUCGUCAUCGUUUCCUUCUUCGUUGUUAUCGGCAGCUGGCAACACGCUACACAUGGUGUACAGAGCGGCGUCGCUCUUCUGGACGCUCACGAGCAGACGCACGCCGCCAUCAACAAAGAGAUGCGACAACGGUACGGUGAAACGGCCGGUCUGGGCCGAGAGGCAAGAGUGGACAACUUUUUGAAGCAGCGAAACGGCUGGGACAAUUAUCCCCCUCAUCCGCACCACAUAUCCGGUUACUAUCGCAACUUGCCGUCACAGGCACCUCCGCCUCAGUUACCACCACCGGCGCCCAAACACGACGGGAAUUAG